GUACCCGGUUGGUCAGGCCGGAGUGGGCCCUAGAAGGACGUGAGCAGGGUCGGAGCAAGAUGGCGGUGCAGGCGGUGCAGGCGGUGCAGGCGGUUCAUCUGGAGUCUGACGCUUUCCUAGUUUGUCUCAACCAUGCUCUGAGCACAGAAAAGGAGGAGGUGAUGGGGCUGUGUAUAGGGGAGUUGAAUGACGAUACAAGGAGUGAUUACAAAUUUGCAUAUACUGGAACUGAAAUGCGUACAGUUGCUGAAAAGGUUGACACCGUCAGAAUUGUUCAUAUUCAUUCUGUCAUCAUCCUGCGACGUUCUGAUAAGAGAAAAGACCGAGUGGAAAUUUCUCCAGAGCAGCUGUCUGCAGCUUCAACAGAGGCAGAGAGGUUGGCUGAACUAACAGGUCGCCCCAUGAGAGUUGUUGGCUGGUAUCAUUCCCAUCCUCAUAUAACUGUUUGGCCUUCUCAUGUUGAUGUUCGCACACAAGCCAUGUACCAGAUGAUGGAUCAAGGCUUUGUGGGUCUUAUUUUUUCCUGUUUUAUAGAGGAUAAAAACACGAAGACCGGCCGAGUACUGUACACUUGCUUCCAAUCCAUACAGGCCCAAAAGAGCUCAGAGUAUGAGAGAAUCGAAAUCCCAAUCCAUAUUGUGCCUCAUGUCACCAUUGGGAAAGUGUGCCUUGAAUCAGCAGUGGAGCUGCCCAAAAUUCUGUGCCAGGAGGAGCAAGAUGCAUAUAGGAGGAUUCACAGCCUUACACAUCUGGACUCAGUAACCAAGAUUCAUAAUGGCUCAGUAUUUACCAAGAAUCUGUGCAGUCAAAUGUCAGCAGUCAGUGGGCCUCUCCUGCAGUGGUUGGAAGACAGACUGGAGCAAAACCAACAGCAUUUGCAGGAGUUACAACAAGAAAAAGAAGAGCUUCUGCAAGAACUCUCUUCCCUAGACUGAAGCAGCUGACAAAAUGGGGACAGAUGAAAAUACCCUGCAUAUAAUUAAGAUAAACCAAUUUUGAUGAAACAAAACGUUAGAGGAUUCAUAUUACCUGAUGUCAUGAAUUUUACUAUAAAGCUACACUAAUCAAAAUGGUAUUGGCAGACAGAGACUCACAGAUCAAUGGAACAGAAGAUAGAACCCAGAAAUAGGUUCAGAUAAAUAUCCCCAACUAAUUUUGACAAAAUUCAAAAGCAGUUUAAUGCAGAAAAGAUACAUUUUUCAACAAAUCAUGCUGAAGCAAUCAGAUGUCCAUAGGCAAAAAACAAAACAAAACUCAAGUAAAUCUCACACAUGCUAUAAAAUGUACCUCAAAAUAUAUUAUGGAUUUAAAUGUAAGACGUAAAACUGUACAACUUUAGGGAAAAAGUCAUAGCAGAAAAAUCUUUAGGAGCUAAGUUAUUGAACUUCAAAAGUAUGAUCUGUAAGAGAAAAAAGUUGAUAUGUUGGACUUCGUCAAAAUUUUAAAAAUCGCUCUGUAAAAAAUAUCUCAGAAGAGGAAAAGAUAAGCUACAAAUUGAAAUUAUUUGCAAACAAUAGAGUGCCUGAUCAAUGUGGAAAUGCA
Fukomys damarensis (Damara mole-rat) is the source of this 1542-nucleotide messenger RNA. It is a transcript of the gene Brcc3, whose product is annotated as BRCA1/BRCA2-containing complex subunit 3. The coding region runs from base 60 to 935 and encodes 291 amino acids. Gene Ontology annotation, biological process: double-strand break repair. NCBI's taxonomy places the organism in Eukaryota, Metazoa, Chordata, Mammalia, Rodentia, Bathyergidae. Gene Ontology annotation, molecular function: polyubiquitin modification-dependent protein binding; metallopeptidase activity; cysteine-type deubiquitinase activity. Gene Ontology annotation, cellular component: BRCA1-A complex; BRISC complex. The record is from RefSeq and is a predicted model, not a curated record. The transcript is spliced from 11 exons.